AUGGCAGAUGUUAAUCUUUAUAUUGACUGGACGAACCACACUGGGAAGGGUAUUGUAGAAGAAGAAUUUGUGGAGUGUGUCGUGAAUUAUUUCUUAGAACAUUGUGCUCCUGGGGUGGCAAAGUCCAUAAUGUUGGAAGCAUAUCGUCUUGGCAUGGCAAAUGGGCAAUAUAUGUUUUUUAUCAUACAACUAUUUCAGUUCAGCAGUUAUGUGGAUAAUUUUUGGAAAUCAGAUUUGGCAGAUGGGAAAAAUGCAAUUACCUUCAAGGUAUAUGAGCCAGUAUUCCUGAUUACUCUGCAGUCAUACAGUGAAUACAAGUAUUACGCCUUUCUACAAGAAGCCUUCCAGCGAUCAAAAGGACCUCCCUUCUACAGUAAUUUGUCUUCAGUGACAGAGGUGAGCUCGGAUUCAGCUUAUCUUUAUGAUGUGGUAAUGCUGUUUGCUGUGGGUGUUCAAGAAAUGGUAGAAGCAGGGAUGGAUCCAUGUGAUGGAAGAACAUUUGUUAAGAAUUUGAAAGGUUUUGGCAAUUUUAUGGUAAGUCUAACUGGCUUGGUGGAUAUUGAUAGUUCUGGAAAAAGAUACUUGAACUAUUCAGUGUAUGACAUGCAAAAGUACGUCAAUGGCACAAAGUUUGUUCCUGUUCUACAAUAUGAUAGCUUUAGCAAAUUGCUCAGCUCAACUGAUGAUUUUGCUAACAUUGCACGGCCUGAUGGAAUUCCUAUUAAAGACCUCCCCGAGUGUGGGUUUUACAAUGAGGAUUGUCACGAAGGGCUCAAUAACUAUGUGUUGAUUUUAAUCAUCGUGAUUGUGGUCAUGGCGUUAACUGCAGCCCUUGUCAUUGGUUUCCUAAUGACAAACAAGCACAAAUCCCUGAAUCGACUUCAGGAUAUGUGGUGGAAAAUAAAUUAUGAAGAUAUUGUUUUCCUGAAGGAUAAUAAGAAACAUGCUGAAGAUGGAAGCAACGGAUCCAAAGGUAAUGUUUCAAGUCACCAGAAUGAUGGUGUUAAAGAUAAAAUGGAAAACAGAACUGUUUAUACCACAAUUGCCCUUUACCAGAUUGUAAAGGGUGAAUUAAAUCCAGAGAGAUUCUAUUCUUGUGCGGAAAAUAGCAUGUACGGGAAAACAAAAGGUUUUUACACAAGAGGAAAUAAUGUGACAGUUCUGAGCUUUGAAAGAAAAACAGCUCCGGAUAUGAGCAAGCGCUCAAUACUGCACGAAAUGCAAAUGUUUGUAUCUGGUUCCCUAGCUGCCUGCCACUUCAGCCUGAGUGAUGGUCUUCAAGAAAGAGCCUGGGCAGGCUGGCUUUCAGUAGCAGCAGUGCAACUGAGUCAGUUCACUCCUGACAUAAAAUGGGAUGCAUUAAUAAUUUCCCAGUUGCGAGAACUAAGGCAUGAAAAUCUAGUGAUGUUCUUUGGUGUGUGUAUUGAUGCAACAAGGGUGUUUAUCAUUACACAAUACUGCAAAAGAGGAAGUUUAAUGGAUAUCCUGAAAAACAUAGAUUUUGAACUUGACUGGAUUUUCAAGCUCUCACUUGCUUAUGAUAUUAUUAACGGGAUGAUAUUUUUACAUGACAGUCCACUGAAGUCUCAUGGUAACUUAAAGCCUAAAACCUGUCUAAUAGACAGCCAAAUGUAAGUCAAGAUAUCAAGAUUUGGACUCUGGGAGCUUCAAUAUGAAGCCAAAAGGAAAUUAGUCUUUGCUGAAGAUAUGGAUUAUACAGAUCUAUACUGGACUGCCCCAGAAUUAUUCCACUUUGAAGAAUGCCCAUACAAUGGGACCCAGAAAGGAGAUGUAUACAAUUUUGCCAUUAUUAUGAAAGAAUUGAUUUAUCAUGGGGAGGAAGGUCCAUUCCAUGAUUUUCAGAUGGGCCCAAAAGAAAUUAUCAGUAGACUCAUAAACCCUGUGAUGUUGCUGAGGCUGACACUGUCGGCUGAAAAAUGUAAUGAACAGAUAGUCUCUCUGCUGAAAACCUGUUGGGAUGAAAGUGCAGACAGAAGACCAAGCUUUCAUUCAAUCAAACUUAUAUUGCGAAGGGACAAUCCUGAAGGUCAUGGAAGCAUUCUGGAUGCUAUGGUGGAUAAACUGAAAAAAUAUGCUAAUCAAUUGGAAGAAGUGGUUGCAGAAAGGACACACCAACUCACACUGGAGAAGGGGAAAAUUGACCAGCUGCUGACCAAGCUGUUGCCAAGUUUCAUCGCCGAGCGACUCAUUCUAGGAAAGGCUGUGGAGCCGGAAUUCUUUGAAUCGGUUACCAUCUUCUUCUCAGACAUUGUUGGCUUCACGAAGCUUUGCUCCAUCAACACACCUCUGCAGGUUGUGGAUAUGCUCAAUGACCUGUACAGCUUAUUUGAUGACAUUAUCAAGUCUUAUGAUGUGUACAAGGUUGAAACAAUAGGAGAUGCCUACAUGGUAGCAAGUGGACUUCCGAUACGCAAUGGAAUGCAGCAUGCUGGGGAAAUUGCUACAAUGUCUUUGCAUUUUCUCAGCUCCAUUGCAGCCUUUAAGAUAAGACACAUUAACAAUGUACAACUGCAACUUCGCGUAGGUCUCAAUACAGGCCCAGUGGUUGCUGGUGUUGUUGGAAUAAUUAUGCCUAGAUACUGUCUCUUUGGAGAUACUGUCAACGUAGCAUCAAGGAUGGAAAGCAACAGUUUACGUAAGUAUUUGUUUCUUCCACCUUACACGUCGCAAAGCACAGUUGAUGUACUGAGGGGACUUGGAGGAUAUGAAAUAGUGGAGAGAGGGACAAUAAAAGUGAAGGGAAAGGGAAAGCAAGCAACAUACUGGCUUAAAAACAAAGAGGGAUUUAACAUGCCUUUACUAAAAUUUGAAUUUAAUAUGGAAGACGGUUGUAAUGGCUCAAUGGAUGAGGCAGAACUGGAUUAA
Molecule: messenger RNA, 2886 nt
Organism: Pristis pectinata (smalltooth sawfish)
Lineage: Eukaryota; Metazoa; Chordata; Chondrichthyes; Rhinopristiformes; Pristidae
Gene: gucy2g
Product: guanylate cyclase 2g
Exons: 23
Biological process (GO): receptor guanylyl cyclase signaling pathway; protein phosphorylation; cGMP biosynthetic process
Molecular function (GO): protein kinase activity; guanylate cyclase activity; peptide receptor activity
Source: RefSeq, a predicted model, not a curated record